Molecule: messenger RNA, 4932 nt
Organism: Dromaius novaehollandiae (emu)
Lineage: Eukaryota; Metazoa; Chordata; Aves; Casuariiformes; Dromaiidae
Gene: CSF2RB
Product: colony stimulating factor 2 receptor subunit beta
Exons: 14
Coding region: 989-3769 (926 amino acids)
Biological process (GO): cytokine-mediated signaling pathway
Cellular component (GO): external side of plasma membrane
Molecular function (GO): cytokine receptor activity; protein binding
Source: RefSeq, a predicted model, not a curated record
AGACUCAAGAGUUGCAUUCUUUAUCUGAGGUCUCAUCUUAGCCCCUUAUAGUUUACCCCUGAGAGCUUAAAGUUGAGUGUUUUUCCCUUCAGUCUAGCUCACUUCUUAAUGAACCUUACUGUUGAAGGCUACUGGGCUAAGCCUCAAAGUUGGAUUUAAAACCGUAUGGCUGUCUUGGAUGUAGGAUAAUUUCUGAUCAACUCUUCUCUCCAGUUUUCUUUUUUUUUCCUCUAGAUACUUUAAUAAUUAUAAUUUAUUAUUAAUUCUUGUUGAGAUCAGUAAAACAAUAGGAUUUUUAAGAUGGUUCAAAUUAACAGGAUUACAGGGAUAAUGGUAGUCUGUCCUUUAUUCAUAUAUAUAUGUAUGUAUAUAUAAAAAUAAAUAUAAUAUAUGAAAGCAUGAAUGAAGAAUGAGCCCUUCUUCAAAGUUUCUCUAGACUAGACUAAAAAAGAAACAGUAUAGGAAUAAAAAGCAAAGAAUUCUUUGCUAUUCUUUCUUACUUCUGCUGCAGUCUUUCCUCCCUUUUUCUCUCCUCCAUUUUUCCUGAAAAAACAUUAGUCCCACAGUCUGCUAAUUUGAAAAUGCAGAUGGGUAGUGACAUACUUCCUUCCCCUCCCUUUCCAGUUAAACAGUUCAUCUGAAUAAGUGCCUUGGGGGCUAAAAUAGGAAGUACAGACUGUACAAUUACACAGGCAAUUCCUUUCCUUGAAAAGGUGUGGUCUGCCUCUUUAGAAGGGGCAUUUCAGGUGCAUAGAAAGCAUAACAGUUAUUUUAAAGGCUAAGUUUGCAAUGAAAUCCUGCAGUCAGUUUUAUAUCCCCCGUCUCCAGUCUGGGUAAGUGUGAUUUUGCUCGUUUCUGCAUCUGCGUAGAGGAUUCUGAUGUUGUGGAGGAAAGGUGGAAAGGAAGAGUCACCCAUCAAGUCAAAUCAUCUGCUUCAUAGACAGCUCUGAUUCCAGGAUCAAGCUUGUGUACAAAGGACAGUAUAAGAAUGAAAGAGAUUUGCAGCCUUUUGCUGAGUCUACACUUUGUCUUCAGUGUCCAAGCCAUUCGAGACAGUGUCCCAAUGCAGAACUUGAGCUGCUACAAUGACUACAACUCACAGGUGACCUGCACAUGGAUGGAGCAUUCAGAGGCUCAUGUCUUCCUUGGUAUGAGUCUUUACCGAAGGAAUAAUGAUGAAAUGAAGAAUGAAGAGAUGCAUUGCAAGCCCCAGGCAGAAAAUGAAUUCCAUAAGGGCCCCAAAUCCUAUAUCCACUGGGUGUGUCGCAGCACCGUAAAAUUUUUUGGAAUAGGGGUAGAUGAUAUUUACACCUUCAAACCUAACAAGACACUUCAAGCAGAACUGAACGUUCAUCUUUUCCAGACUGUUCAGCCCCUCCCACCGCAAAACCUUUCAAUCAGCUUGAUGAGAUCAGGAGACUUCUUGCUGACAUGGAAAGUAGCUGAUGGAAACCAAGGGCUGGGCAAUGCACUGGAGUAUGAAGUGGCUUACAAGCAGGAGUGGGAGUCCUGGGAGAAAGCUGCCUCAGUCUCACUCUCCAACACCACACAUUGCCACCUCAGCCAUGAAGACCUUGUUCCAGGCAGCAGCUACGUUGCCCGUGUGCGAGCCAGACCAGGGCAGACCAGUGGCUUCUCUGGACAGUACAGCGAGUGGAGCAUGGAGGCAUCCUGGGACACACCGGAAGGUGGCAUUCAACCCAGGAACCUUCGCUGCCUCUUCAACGGUGUGGAUCGUCUCACAUGCAGCUGGGAAGUGAAGAAAGAGAUCAUCACCUCUGUCCUCUUUGGCUUGUUCUUCAGGGCCACUUCAGCAUCAGCAGAGGAGGAGUGCUCUCCUGUGCAUGAGAAGACUUUGCCCCAUGUCCCCUAUGUGGUCCAGAGCUGCGAGAUCACUGUUACCAACACCAGCAGUCAGAGCCAGUACCAUGUAGCUGUCCGGACCAAAACGGAGGAGAAACUGAUUGAAGCCUACAGAAACAUUAAGGUGCUGCCACCUGCAAAUGUGUCAGUAACCAUGAAAGAGAACCAGGAGUAUGAACUGAGGUGGAUAAGACACACUUUGCAAUACGACUUCAUAAAACAGAGAUACGAAGUCCAAUACUGGAAGCACAACCAAUAUGAAAAGACUCUCCAGAGGAUAAAUAUCAGCAAUGAUGAGCCUCCCUUCAUCUUCACCCUGCAGAUGCUGGAAUCAUCUACACAAUACAGGGGGAAAAUGCGUGCAAGAGUGAAUACUCCUCUGGAUUACAAGGGGCCUUGGAGUGAAUGGAGCGAGGAGUUCACCUGGGAAACUGAGAAUGUUCUGUCACCAGUGGUUCUCCCAGUGAUGCUCCCAGCCAUCAUCAUUGCUUUACUAAUAAUUGCUCAUUGCAGCUAUAAGUAUUUCCUCAGGAAGAAGAAAAGCUGGGAGGAAAAGAUUCCAAACCCCAGCAAGAGUUUCCUAAUCCAGAGCUACUUAGGGAAAGUACACUUAGGAAACUGGCUGACAAGCAGUCAGCUAGACUUCAGCAAGCACAGCUUUUCUGAGAAGAUGGAGCAAGCUAGUUUCCUUCAAGUUGUGGACAGGCAGACAAAGACUUUGGCAGAGUUCCCCGAAGGGCAAGCUGAAAAGGCAGAGGUUUCCCUGCUUGCACUGGAUCCACAAAACCUAUACCAUGCUUUAGAUGAGCCAGAGCAUGCCCCAGUUGUCUGCCCAUCAAGUCAGAUGGCUGAUCCUUCCUUUCCUGCUUCAAGGGAGAACAGUGCUGAUGCAAGUAUUGCUUCCCAGACAGCAAUCCCUUGCUUUGAUUUCAAUGGUCCAUACUUGUACAGCCCAGUGAUGUCCUCCCAGCCUGAUGUGCAUCAGGCCCUUCAAGCAGUCCCAGCGGGAAUCCAUGGGAAAUCAGUGUCCCUUCAGUAUGUGACCCUCCCAAAGGAAGCCUGUCCCCAGGCUCCACAGAGGCAGGCAUGGCCAGAAGCACUUCCUCUGCAGCCCUUCCUGCUCCCAGACCAGAAGGAAAUGAUGCAGCACCUCAGCAACAGGGAGGAAAUUUCACCAGCCCAACCAGCCUGUGGGAAAUGCAUGAAUGUGAGACCAGAAGGGCAGAAAUCUCCAGUGGCUCUUAGCUGUACCGGCUCUCCCCAGCAGUGCUCCUUGGGCUACAUCACCACAGAUAGUCUCUUACUGCCAUCAGCCAAAGACUCCAGCCAUCUGGCAGUCAUCACUGAUGGAGAGUUAGCUUCUGACUCACAGGAGAUCCAGCCCCCUGAUGACUGCUCUUGCUAUGAGUUUUCUCCUGGGAAAUCUGGUGUAAUGAUUGCCGUUUCAGAUCAAACAUCAAACCCUUCUCCUGAAUUGCACCUGGAUGCAUUUGGGGACUAUCUUACUGUCCCUCCAGGUCCCCAUGGACCUUCAGAAUCCACAAACAUUUCCUUACCUCCCUUACAGAAGGGAAAUAAUCUUCCGAAAGAGCAGCCUUUGUCAGAGGGGAAUUUGGUAGUCUUAAACCCUGACAGCACUGAGCCAGUCUUCCUUUGCGAGGUUGGCGACUAUUGCUUCCCCAGCCUAAAACCCAGUGAGAAGAUGCGUAUAAGCCAGGAAGAUCCACAGGUCAAGAAACCUUCUGAAGGCAGAACAGCACCUGGGAAACCUGUAUCUGAUGAUGAAUCUGUCACUGGCAAAGAACAGAAUGUAUCAAAAAUGCAGGCUAUUCAUCUUUUCAAAAGCCUGAAAUUGGAUGAUUACUUUUCCUGGCAGCAAUCUUCGAGGAUCACAGAAAUCUGUUAAAGCAGCUAAUAUUAAUGAAUGACAAGAACACAAGUAACAGAAAGAGACUGCAACUAUUUCAUGAAAAUGAACCCCACUGUUCCCUUCUACCCAGGAAAAAAUAAACAGCAAUUCCCUUUUCCAGCUUCUAGUUCAACAAGGUGAAUGACUUCAAUCAAUCUCCUUCUCAAUGGCCUUCACAGAUCUGGCAUGAAAGACAAUCCAAAUACCACUAUUUUGGGAGAACUGGUGUUUUUAAAACGUUCUCACUCAUCCACAAUGAGUGUUUUAGCCUUCUCAUGGUCCCGGUAAAAAUGUGAUAGAUCACAGUCAUCCUACCAUAAUACCUAACUGCCUACAGCAAAAUUCAUGGCAGGAAGUGCAGGCUUCAUAGCAUGAAAUGUUACCAGAUUAAAACUGUCUCAGAAACUUCGGAAAGAAAACUCUUACUUUCUUAAGAACAUUUCUUUUGUUUUUUUGUGUGAAAUAGAUCUAAGAGUCAUCAAGGACCUUUCAUACCUCUCCCUUUCCACUGCUGGGAUGGAAUAGAUAUUGUCUAAAACACAACAAAAUAGACAGUGACGGAAGAGUAAAACAAGUAGGAGAAAAAUUUGUUGAAGUCCAGAAAACCUGUCAUAAUGUGCAGGUGCAAUAUAUUGUAGAAUAUUUUGCAAGGGGCAGAAGGAGACACUGCUGAGAGAUAUAAAGUAGGCUGUAGGAAACCAUGGGGAAGAUAUAUUAUUGAAAGAAAACCUGAGAACUCAUAAGGUGGAGUGAGAAGAAGGGAGUGGUAUAGGUAACAGAGAAUGGCAGGGGAGAAAUGUUAUGAAGAUGCAUAAACCUGGCUCUCUUUUUUUUUUUCUGUUUCUAAGUGCUAAAAUACUGUGUGAGUAUCUUUUAAGUUCAUUGGCUGUUUAUGUAUGAUAUAAUAUAUCUAACUAUGUAAUUUAUCCUUAGGUUUUUCUUUUUAAGUAAUAAGCUAUGUUGAGAAAGGGGAGCCAUUUUUUUCCAAUUCUUUUGUAAAGAAAAUGGUGCAAGGUAAGAGCACACUGAUUCAGGGCUGCCAGUCUGUGAUCAGUAAAAGGUUUUGGUUUCAGAUCUGAGGGUGGGCUUGCAUUCCAAAAACAUCUUUUUUUUUUUUUAAUACAUAAGUGGAACUAUUAAAAAUAUUCUUUCUUCCUACA